CCCUGUGAAGAGAUAACGGCACGGUUCGCACUCUCGCAUUUCGUCGAACAGCCGUGAUGCCGCCGCCUCCCCUCGUCGCCCCUGCCACCGCGCUCCCGGCGGCCCGCCUCGCCAGAGUGGUGGCCGCUUCCUCCAGCAGCGGGGGCGCGGCCCCGCGGCGGGCGCGGCGCGGGAAGCCCGGGUUCUCGCGGCGGUCGGCCAUCAAGAAGAGCUUCCACCAGGAGCAGGUGGUGUUCUCCACCCCCGUCCCCGCCGACCCCACCGUCGCCGUCAUCGGCGGCGGCGCCUCCGGACUCGCCUGCGCGUCCGAGCUCGCCGCCCGCGGCGUCCGCUCCGUCGUCUUCGACACGGGGAUGCACGGCCUAGGGGGCAGGAUGGCGACCAGAUUCGUCGACAGCGGCGAGCAGCUGGUGUUCGACCACGCGGCGCAGUUCUUCACCGCGAGCGACGAGCGGUUCCAGAGGCUGGUGGACGAGUGGCUCGACAGAGGGCUGGUCCGUGAGUGGAGUGGCUUGAUCGGCGAGCUCGAAGCAGGUGGCCGUUUCACGCCCAUACCUUCGUCGACGCCGAGGUACAUCGGUGUUAACGGGAUGCGCUCACUUGCAGAUGCAAUGCUGCCUGAGACUGAUAUGAUUAAAGUUGUGCGGCCUUGUUGGAUAAGCAAACUUGAGCCGUUCAAUGGCCUGUGGCGCUUGUUUGAAAAUGAAAAGCCUCGUGGUGAAUAUGAUGCAAUUGUUAUAGCUCAUAAUGGGAAAUGUGCCAACCGUCUGCUCUCUACAUCAGGAUUACCAUUGCUUACAAAACAAAUGAAGGUAUUGACUGUUGCGCAAAUUUUGGACCCACGAGACAUCCUUAUCUUCCAAUUUCUUACUGAGUCUUAUGCAUUCAAUGAUCAGAGACUAGAGCUCAGUUCUGUCUGGGCACUCCUUGCAGCAUUCGAAGAUCCUCUUCCUAUCCCGCAUAAUGAUUCUCACGGAGUGUUUGAAGGAGCGUUUGUAAGAGAUGUUGAUUCUCUCUCUUGGAUGGGCAACAAUACCCGCAAACUUUUCCCAAUGCAGACAGGCACACCUGAGUGUUGGACAUUUUUCAGCACUGCUGCUUAUGGAAAGAGAAACAAAGUCCCGCAGGAAAAUAUCCCCAAAGUCACAGCAGAAAAGGUUAAGGAAGACAUGCUUGGAGGAGUAGAACAUGCUUUGGGGUUAGCCAAAGGAUCUUUUCAGCAACCAAUUUACACAAGAGUGCAGUUGUGGGGUGCAGCUCUGCCCAUGAACACUCCAGGAGUACCAUGCAUAUUUGAUCCCCUUGGACGAGCAGGCAUUUGUGGUGACUGGCUUACAGGUUCAAGCAUAGAAGCAGCAAUUUUAAGUGGAACGUCUCUUGCAAACCAUAUAGCUAAUUACUUCGUGAGUCACUGUGAAAGGCCCGAAGAGUUUGCAAUUGGUUUGCAUGAGAACCUAAACCAAGUCGAAGGGCAUGAUAUUGGUCAGUUUCCCGGGAUAGACUCUCAGAAGCCACGAGUAGCACAAGCUCAGAAGUCACUGGUACCACAAGCUCAGUUGACGCCGAGUAUAUGAUGAACGGCGAUUCUGUACUGAUUGAUGUAGUUUGUAAAUGAUGAGCUGAUUUUUAUUUUUUUUUAUUUCUUGUGACGAGGAAUUUGUGUAUUGUAACAUGCAGAAUGUACAUGUAUAAUUGAUGUAGAAGUUUUGUUACUUAUGUGGUUAUAUUACUUAUACUUCUCAA
Messenger RNA from Panicum virgatum (switchgrass), 1743 nucleotides. Its product is annotated as renalase-like. The record is from RefSeq and is a predicted model, not a curated record. The transcript is spliced from 7 exons. The coding region runs from base 57 to 1574 and encodes 505 amino acids. Lineage: Eukaryota; Viridiplantae; Streptophyta; Magnoliopsida; Poales; Poaceae.